AAAAAAAGGCAGACAGAGCAAAAGAAAAGAGAAGCGCCGGAGGAAGGCGAGGGUAGCCCAGCGAGAUCUGCAACCUGGGACCGGAGAGGGAGAAAGAGGGAGGAAGCCGCCCCGAGGGGCACUCGCCGAGGGGAGAGAGGCGCAGAGUUGGGGGCACAUAGUAAAGUUGCGGGGGUUUUCCAGUUGGAAGAAAAAGAAAACAAAACAAAAAACAGGUGCCGGGAGACCCAGCGCAGCCGGAGCAGGAGGACACCCAUCGCGAGCCAGGAUGCCCAGGAAGAAGCUCGGCGCUGGGCUCGGAGCCGGGGCGAAGGCGGCGGCGGCGGCGGCCUGGGAGCAGCAGCAGAGCUCGGGCAACGGGACGGCGGCGGCGGGCGCGGUGGGGGCCCGGGGCGGCCCCCCGAGGAAGGCGCGGGGCGGCGCGGCGGCGGGCAGGAAGCGGGAGCGGCCCGAGCGCGGCAGCUCCAGCGGCGGCGGUAGCAGCGGCGACGAGGACGGCCUGCCCGAACUGGACGGCGGCAGCCUCGGCCCCGGGGCCAAGCGGGCGGCCAAGCCGGCGCCGCCGGGCAAGGCGGGGGCGGGACAGGCCGUCGUCAUCACGGAGCCCGAGCACACCAAGGAGCGGAUAAAACUUGAAGGCUCUAAGUGCCGAGGGCAGCUUUUGAUUUUUGGGGCGACCAACUGGGACCUCAUUGGUCGGAAGGAAGUGCCUAAACAGCAAGCUGCUUACCGAAAUCUGGGGCAGAACUUGUGGGGACCACACAGAUAUGGAUGCCUCUCUGGGGUUCAGGUGCGGACGGUGGUCUCUGGCCCUUGUGCUGCUCACAGUCUCCUCAUCACCACAGAAGGAAAGCUCUGGAGCUGGGGGCGGAAUGAGAAGGGGCAGCUGGGACAUGGUGAUACCAAGAGAGUGGAAGCCCCAAAACUCAUCGAAGUGCUCAGCAAGGAAGUGAUCGUGUCCGCGGCGUGUGGGAGGAACCACACCCUGGCUCUGACAGAAACGGGUUCCGUGUUUGCCUUUGGAGAAAACAAGAUGGGGCAGCUUGGCCUUGGCAAUCAGACCGACGCUAUCCCCAGCCCCGCACAGAUAAUGUACAAUGGCCAGCCAAUUACCAAAAUGGCUUGUGGGGCUGAAUUCAGCAUGAUAAUGGACUGCAAAGGAAACCUCUACUCCUUUGGGUGCCCUGAAUAUGGUCAGCUGGGACACAAUUCUGACGGGAAAUUCAUUGCCCGGGCUCAGAGGAUAGAGUAUGACUGUGAGCUGGUCCCCCGUCGGGUCGCCAUCUUCAUUGAAAAGACUAAAGAUGGACAGAUUUUGCCAGUCCCCAAUGUGGUGGUCCGAGAUGUAGCCUGUGGCACCAAUCACACGCUGGUUCUAGACUCUCAGAAACGCGUUUUUUCCUGGGGGUUUGGAGGGUACGGUCGGCUGGGCCACGCAGAGCAGAAGGACGAGAUGGUCCCGCGUCUGGUGAAGCUCUUUGAUUUCCCGGGCCGUGGGGCUGCACAGAUCUACGCUGGCUACACCUGCUCCUUCGCCGUCAGCGAAGUUGGUGGCCUGUUUUUCUGGGGUGCUACCAAUACAUCUCGGGAGUCCACCAUGUAUCCCAAAGCUGUCCAGGACCUCUGUGGCUGGAAAAUCAGAAGCUUAGCUUGUGGGAAGAGCAGUAUUAUCGUGGCUGCGGACGAGAGCACCAUAAGCUGGGGCCCCUCCCCAACCUUUGGUGAAUUGGGCUAUGGCGAUCACAAACCCAAGUCUUCCACUGCUGCCCAAGAAGUGAAAACGCUGGAUGGCAUUUACACAGAGCAGGUUGCCAUGGGCUACUCACACUCCUUGGUGAUCGCGAGGGACGAGAGCGAGACUGAAAAAGAAAAGCUAAAAAAACUCCCGGAGUAUAAUCCCCGCACCCUCUCCUGAUGCCGGGGGUGCAGCAAGGCUGCUAGCUGGCUCUCCUGGCCGCUUCAAGCAGCUGUCAUUUCCAAUGUGCACUGGGACACAAAGAAGGCGGAUGAGAAGAGAUUACACAGCGAAAAGGUGGCCCGAAGCUCCUAUUUUGUUAGUCUUCCCGAGGUUCCGUUUUAUAAGCAAAUUCAACGUUUACUACCUUUUUACUGUACGAUUUCCAAAGCGUUUCUCGCUCCCUUCCUGUCUUUCUCCCUUCCCCUACCCCAAAUGUUUAAUUAAAAUAUUUGCUCGUAGUUGACGAGUUAGCAUUCCUAUGAAAAUGGCAGGGACUUUUUGAGCCUUGGUUGGGGUUCAUUCAUUUGUUGGUUGCCUCGGGUGGGAAGGGGAGGGGAAGCUUUGCUUUUUGUCCAUUUAUAUACAUAUUUUUGUUUGUUUUCAUUUUGUAUUUUGCCAAGAGUCCCUUCCUUCCCUGUUGUGUUGAGUUGUGUGAUGAAGAUGGGGGGGGGGUGACUCUCUAAGUUAUGAGGAUUACCUCCCCAUCCUUGGAGGUCAAGGUGACUUGGUGAAAACACUUCAUCCAAGGUCAGGCUUUGUCCUUGGGAGCAAGUGUCUUUGUGUUUGGAAGGUUUCCAGUGUUCCCUUUUUCAGCUUCUGUUCUUGAUUCUCUUGGGAGAGUCAUGGGGAACUGGUCAGACCAUGCAUUCCCUUAGCCAGCUCUCUGUUCUCCUUUGGCCCAUCUCUGGGUUAGUUUUUUGUUUUUUGUUUUUGUUUUUUUGCUUAGUUUUAUAAUGGGGACCUUUGUAUAUCUGUUUGUCCCUUGUUUUUACUUCUGAUCAAAACCAAUGAAUAAGAAAGACAGACUUAUGUCCCCCGCCCCCUGCAAGAGAUUUCCCAUGGAGCAUCCAUUAUCCUUGAAGCAGGGACUUGUCUGUCUGAGAGGCAGAGGGGCUUUUUUUCCCCCUUUCAGAUUUCAGCUUUAUGGGAUCCCUUGGUGAUCAAGGCCUGGUCGCAAAUACUUGUCCUCAGAGAUUGGUUUUUCAGCAGGUGCAGAAGGAAUCGAUUGGUGAUGGAUCGAGCCUUUGUGCCUUUGUCAAUGAAUCUGGGCAUGGAUUUUCUGUGCCCUGUUUUUUAUUUGUUUGUUUGCUUGUUUCUGAGCAAUCCAGACCGAGUCCUGAGACCUGGCAUUCCAAUGUAGAUUUUGCUUAGCUCCAAAUGGUGCCAAUGGCUGAAAACCUUCCCGGCAGGUCAGAGCAGGAGUGUUGCUUGUUACCUGCCUACUGACCUCAGGUUUUCUUUUCUUGCCAUCCCCUGUUGUCCUAUGUUGGGAGGGGGAAAAAAAUGGUGCCUUUCUACAGACCCCCGUUCCAGUCCCACUCAGUUGAAACAGAAAAUCUUCCUGGGCUGAGGUGAGCACAGGUGUUCAAUGAGAUUCUUCUGUCCAGUGUGCUAAAGUGGGUGGAGAUGGAGGCAGAAUUCAUCACAUUGGGAAAGCAAAUUCCUGGGGUCUUUUCUAUGCUAUUGUGUUAAAAAUGCCAAAAAUGUAUUCUCAUCCAGUUGUCUUGUUCUUUCCCUGUGCCACCUUCUCUGGGCACCCUGUUAAAUUAUCUCCCCCUUUGCUGGAUGCAAAGUCAAGUGCUUUGGCCUUCCUAAGGGUGAUGUGGCCAGGGGGAUCCCAUGAUUGCCUAGACAAAUGCCAUAGAAAAAUCUUCUCUGAAAAAGAGCCAGCUUUAUAAAUUCAUCCCAGUCAGCUUUUGUUACACAAGGAGACCACCACCAGAGAAGAUUUUUGGGGGGUGGGGCAUUUCUGAUAAAUUCUGACAUCUGAGUACUUCCAUUUCCUGGACUUGGUCUUGACCUUGGCUGUUGGUCAUGCACAUGGGAUCCCAAUACAGGUCUUAUCUGAGGGGAAGAAAGGAUCAGAGUCCUUGGAGGGGAGUGUGUUAGAGACAUGGGGAACCUUGCUUCUUUCUCACGUGUUCACUAAGGGGUUCUGAUUUUGAGAAACCAAGGUUGGAUUUAUUGGGAGAUCAGUUGGGGUUAUGGGGGUGGUGGGUGGGGAGGAAGGGACAUUCAUUCAACAGAAAUCCAUAAUGGUUCCUGACUAAAAGGUCCAUGGCAGAUAGAUGAUUGGGAGGGAGGGGGUGGCAGUGUUUGAAUAUGCCAAGGGUGCAAAUACAAAGUAAGUCUCUUAAUUUCUGGUCAUGAUACCCAUGAAGCCAAAGGGACUGAAGCCAGAAAAUAAGUGGGGGGCCCGGGUAUAAGGAGACCUUUUUGAGUGUUUCUCCACCCCCCACCCAUUUCUGUAUUGUGAAAUGAGAAUUUCCUAAUUAGCAAAAACUAAAAAACUCCAUCCUUUUCGAACGAGGGGUUUUUUGAGAGAAAUGAACCAAAAUAUCCUGUAACCUUUUGUUUUCCUGGGUCUUUGCGAAGAGAGAUGGGAGGUGACCAGAGAUCCAGCACAAAAUCAUGUUUUCAAGUGGAUGUCCCCUCCCCCUCCAUAGGCCUCCCCCAAUAGCCUGCUGCCAGGAGGCUGGGAAUGCAGAGGGGCUGGGGUGGGCAAGAGAAGCUUCCUUGUUUCAUGCUGGAAUUUUGUCUUUUUUAUAUAUCUAUUUCUUGGAGUAAAUGUUUUAAAUAAAUGACAUCACUGUUUACUC
Messenger RNA from Dromiciops gliroides (monito del monte), 4557 nucleotides. RefSeq names its product regulator of chromosome condensation 2 (gene RCC2). The transcript has 13 exons. Lineage: Eukaryota; Metazoa; Chordata; Mammalia; Microbiotheria; Microbiotheriidae. The record is from RefSeq and is a predicted model, not a curated record. Bases 269 to 1915 code for a protein of 548 amino acids.